Helianthus annuus (common sunflower) is the source of this 916-nucleotide messenger RNA. Its product is annotated as cytochrome b561 and DOMON domain-containing protein At5g47530. NCBI's taxonomy places the organism in Eukaryota, Viridiplantae, Streptophyta, Magnoliopsida, Asterales, Asteraceae. The record is from RefSeq and is a predicted model, not a curated record. Bases 22 to 594 code for a protein of 190 amino acids. The transcript has a single exon.
AAUAUUAUUAUUAUUCUAUCAAUGGCUAUAACUAUAAGCUAUACCCUUGUUCUAAUUCCAUAUUUUCUUCAAUCUCAUUUUGAUAUUUCAUAUGCUUUUAGAUGCUUAGAUCAUACAUUCACAUCUAAAGGAGUCUACACUUCUUGUAAAGAUCUUCCUCAUUUAUCAGCUCAGCUUCAUUGGACCUACAACUCAACCAUGGGUGUAGCCGAUAUUGCAUACCGGGCCAGACAAGGGGCCGGUGGUUGGGUUGCGUGGGCCAUCAACCCGAACCAAAUAGGUAUGGUUGGGUCAGAAGCAUUAGUGGCAUUUGUCAACAGUAAUGGAAGUGUGACAGUAUAUCCAACAAUGAUAACUAGUUACAGCCCGUCGAUGCUGCCUUCAGAUCUUAACUUUCCUGUUUCGGGCCUUUCGGCUGAGUUUUUGAACAAUGAGAUCACCAUUUAUGCGACUGUGGGCCCGUUUGCAAGCGGGUCUGUUGUUAAUCAAGUAUGGCAAGCUGGGAAUUUGGUUUUAGAUGGUGUCCCUCAAAUGCAUGCGGUUUCUCAACAAAAUCUUCAAUCAACUGGGCAGCUUGAUUUCUUGUUUGGUUAAAUAUAUAAAUAAAAAAUAAAAAACACACUUAUGCAAGUAGUUUGAAUACCCUUAAAGUUUAAGAUAUAUGUUACAUAUUUUAUCUCGUGUUAUGUCAUAUCAGUAAUUAAACAUGUAAAACAUAUCAAGAGACAGGUUAUAAUCAGUCAACGGGAAAAUCAAGUUGCUUAUUGAUUAAUUUAGCAACCGGAUUAGUAUCACAUGGCUCGUAUGGAACAAUAAUACCGGAUCAAACCAAACAUCUUAAAGUUACUUAUUAUGAUUGUAUCAAAAUGUAAUAUGCACAUUAUGGCUUUAAGAAUAAAGAAACAUCCCUUCAUCA